AUGAGAGACAGAGGGAGAGACCCAAAAAAGUUUUUAUUCAUUUCUGGGUUGAAAAUGGAGACGGGUAACGGGGGUUCGAAUGGAGAGGAACCCACUUCUUGGGAGGAGCUUUACAAUAUCAAUUUGAUUCCUACGGAGGUUUUCUUGAAGUUCAGGAAAGAAAUUCAAGGGUUUCGUGUUGGUGUCAAUUUGGAGUUGUAUAACGCUCCCAUGAAUGACUACCAUGCAAAACUAGUAUUGAAACCUUUAGCCUAUGAACGCCGAUGGAAGUUUAUUUACGAGCCUUUGCACCAGGAUGUGCAGCUUGUUUCCAAGAAGAUCCCAAUAACAAAAUUUCUGAAUCUUCAGGUAGGAGUAGGCCAUAGCUUUCAGUUGCAUGCUACAGGUUGGAAAUGGAAGCUGACGACAUGUUUGGGUGGAGAUGGUGUAUCCAGGAUUCGGAAUAAAACAUCCCUUGGCUUGUGUCCAGGAGUGGAUUUCCGUUUUGGUUGGAGGGCGGAUUAUGUUCUUCCAGAAAUUACUGGGGCACUGGGCACCGAUGCACCAUUGUUCAACAUGAAUUCUGGACGUUUACAGGCAUCGCUGGACAGAAUCGAGGCCAUUUUUACAAAUUAUGAUGCAACAUAA
Fraxinus pennsylvanica is the source of this 627-nucleotide messenger RNA. Lineage: Eukaryota; Viridiplantae; Streptophyta; Magnoliopsida; Lamiales; Oleaceae. The record is from the annotation of a GenBank genome assembly.